Molecule: messenger RNA, 571 nt
Organism: Didymella exigua CBS 183.55
Lineage: Eukaryota; Fungi; Ascomycota; Dothideomycetes; Pleosporales; Didymellaceae
Exons: 1
Coding region: 1-351 (116 amino acids)
Source: RefSeq, a predicted model, not a curated record
AUGAUCCGUCUUAAAAAUGAAAUCCUCCUUUCGAUCACUCUAGCCAUCGAUAAGGUCGACGAACCCAACACAAACAUACGUCAUCUCGCUCUCGCGCACUGUGGAUUUAGUGGCUUUGUCCGAAAUGCGCUCGUACGCAACGCCAUUGUUCCUCGAUACGGCGCCUCUGCCUACGUUGCUCUAUUACAGAAGCAUCCGGAGUGGGCCACGAAGAUUCAUCAGCUCGAACUUCGUGAGUUCGGGCACUGGCCCAAGGAUACAAAGGAGGCUGUUUGGGACUGCACCUCUGUCGUAUCGAAAAUCUUUGCGCCUGGUGACAUCGAAGAGACUGGCAAACUGACCAGAGCCUGACCGACAAUACCUGGCCCAGGAGCCAGGAACUGUGGCCACUGGCGGCUCUCCAGCGAUCUGGGGGACACUACAGGAUUCCAACGGCUACACGGUAUUCUUAUUAACAGGCUAGAGGAGCUCAGUAUAUUGACAGACGUAGGUACUGAUUUUCUGAUUGGCCACAUCAACAUCAGUGGCCUUGGCUUCGAGCCCAUGCCCAGUACCAAGGUAUGAAACCUCG